Messenger RNA from Guillardia theta CCMP2712, 426 nucleotides. RefSeq lists its product as hypothetical. Lineage: Eukaryota; Cryptophyceae; Pyrenomonadales; Geminigeraceae. The transcript has a single exon. The coding region runs from base 1 to 426 and encodes 141 amino acids. The record is from RefSeq and is a predicted model, not a curated record.
AUGGACGACAAUUGGUUCAUGUUUUACUCAGGCUUGGUCCAGGCACCCCUUCUAGAUGAAGCGUCGCCCAACGACAUAGAAGCCAAAGAGGAGGAGUCUGAGCAAACAUCUUCUACAUUACCAACCCCUCAAGACCAGCCCAACAAAGCAGGGCAAAGAGAAGGGACCGAUGAGAGAAUAUCCUUGUCUCCAACUCCUCAAGUCAAGCCGAACGAGGCAGAAGCUCAAGAGAAAGAGUCGGAUGACACUGCCUCUUCACCUGCUACGAUGCAUCGUGAAAAUUGUCUGACGACAAAGAAAGCAGCGAAAAUCAAAGUACGCUCGCCCGACAAGACCUGCCGGGAGGAUGCGGGGCUGCCCUUGUUCUCUCCGUCCAAGCUUGCCGCGAUUCACCUUGUCGACAUGAAUGGCUCUAUAGUAUGCUGA